CACGUUUCAUAUUGCAUUCACAAGCACCACGUCCAAGUUCUGCUCCCUUUUGCUGACGUCCAAAUGAGAGCAAACAAAACAAAAGACAAAGCACGCUGGCGCAUUGCAAACUGACCUAUUCACCACCCCACGUUUAGAACAAGCACCGCACCCACCGGGAGAGAAAGCCCCAUGAACAGUGCCCUCCCCCUUCCACGCGAGACACGUUGGUACGCGAGACACAUUGGGUAAGAGGACCACAGCCUGAUCAAUCAUCAGUCAGCCCCUUCGCUCGCUCGCGAGCACGAAAAGCCACAGGCAGGUAUAAAGGAUGAAGCACACCCCGAUGAGCACGAGGGGGGCUAUGGUGAGGAUGGUGUUUGUCGAUCCAGCAUCGUAGUUGCGGUGCAGUGACCAGCUGAGAGCCCACAGGAGCACUGCGAAAUCGGUGAAGAGGCACAAGGUCAAGAAUUGGCCACGCAAGAGGACGACCCGUGCGGCGAACCACAAGGCGACUGCACAAAUGAGGAUGGACAGGGAAACAGUGGCCAUGCGCUCGGCGCUGAGGGUCUCGAGGUCAUACGUCACCCAAGAGAUUAGGUUGAGUAGCAGGGCGACCACCACCCACGUCGCGUAGAUGAACAGCCCGUUGACGACCAGCGCGUGGAAAGUAAAGGCGUCGAAGUUGCAAUUACAUGGUUCAGGAACGGAACGGCCCUUCCAGAAGACGGCCGCAAUGGCGCCCCAGAGUCCUAUGUUGACGAAUAGGAGGAAGAGCACCGAGAGGCCCAGCAUCUCGUUGGUCCACACGUAGACCCACACGGCAUUCGACACACACGCCAGGCUGUACGAGACGUACUGAAUGAAACACGCGCACAGAAGAGGCUCCAUCAGGAAGCUUGUGUGUCAGGCCUUCGCUUACGAAGAGCGGCGUGAGAAGAUGCUUGUCGAAUGCACCGGUUUGGUCACCUUCAUCCUGAUGCCGCCUCCGACCAAUCCGAAACCCGCAGACCAGCGGCAUAAAGGCGUCGUACAGUGCGAACACUAGCAGCAGGGUAUUCCAAAGAUAGAUCACGCCCCAGAUGGCGAACGCGCUGCCAGCUGGCGUGAUUGGAGUGUCAUACUUGUCAGACACCUGCAGGCAGGCAGGCAGACAGACAGGCAGCCUACCGUUGGUGUCACAUUCGCCAUCUGCCUCAACUCACCUUUCCGACGGAUUUGACCUCCUCGCCGAGGAUGGCUGAUCUGGAGCUGUCGAAGUUGAAGGCCAAGUUGAGCGCGAACAGCACCACCGUCAAGACGAAGAGCACAGCCACCAAACCAGCGGCAGCCUGGCGCGAUAUUUUGACUCGACAGCGCCCCGAGGUCCCGCCAGGCGAAGGGUUGUCGGGCGCUGUCGACUGGACUGUACUAAAGGUCGGCCCCAU
This is a messenger RNA of Vitrella brassicaformis, 1406 nucleotides long. Lineage: Eukaryota; Vitrellaceae. The record is from the annotation of a GenBank genome assembly.